AUGUCCUUGCAUAUAAACAAUAUUAUAGAUUAUACUUUGCCACCAUUAAUAGAAGGAUCAGAAAAUGAAUCCUAUUCUGUUUUUGGACAAUGCUUAGAUUGUGGAAAAGAAAAAGUCAGUGACGGAUGGUGUAAAGAUUUUGAACAAUUCGAUCUUAUAGAAAAUACAAAUAAAAUCGGUUCAUUUUGCACAAUUUUUUCAGCGAUUUGGAUGGAAGGUCCUCGAAGGAUUUGGGAUGAGAAAGCUGACCAAAGGAUACGUAAUGGACCCAAAAGAGUUGCACUAAAACGACUUAAUAAUUCGCAAAAUAUAUGCGAAAUAUGCGAAGAUUAUUUGAAUCAAGUUACUUCUCGGAAAUCGAUAAUAAUUGCGAAGCGAACUUUUUUGCAAAGAGCUUUUGAAGAGAAACUUCUUCCACCUGAAUUUAAAAUUCAAAAACACAUCGAGAAUAAAACUUUAUAUUCAUAUCUUGAUGAAAUUCAAGGAAAUAAUAAUUGGAGAGAGAUUGUUGAAAUUCUUUGGGGGAUAUCUGGAAGACUUGAAUACAUUCAUGACAAUGGAUCAAUACAUGGAAAUAUUCAUGGAGGAAUUAUACUUGUUGGAGAUGAACAAGAUCCACUUAGCAAUAAUUCACGUUUCUCAGAGAUUAAUCCUUCGAUUAAUAAGAAAACUAUAUAUGGAGUUCUUCCUUAUGUGGCUCCUGAAGUUUUGCGAGGUAAUCCAAUUACGAAGGCCUCCGAUUUUUAUAGCUUUGGAAUUGUUAUGUGGGCACUCUCUGCUGGUGUUCGCCCUUGGUGUAAUAGACCACAUGAUUUUAAAUUGGCUAGUGAAAUUUGUAAUGGCAUUCGACCUGACAUUAUUGAUGGAACCCCAUACGAUUACGUUAAAUUAAUGACACAAUGUUGGCAUUCUGAUAUAUCUAAACGUCCAACUGCAUCUGAAAUAUAUGACUUAUUAGGAAUAUGGAUUACUGCAUGUGACGAGCCGGAUCAGUCCGAAUUAUCUGAUCAGUUUGACCUUGCUGAAAAGAAAACAUUUUCAAAUUUAGAAAUUUAUGGUUUUCAUCUCAAAAGAAUCCAUAAUGAAGCUUUUUAUACAAGCAGGCUCUUGUGUUUCCCUGAAUUGCAUAAAAAUGAUGAACGUUUGUAA
Molecule: messenger RNA, 1149 nt
Organism: Funneliformis geosporum
Lineage: Eukaryota; Fungi; Glomeromycota; Glomeromycetes; Glomerales; Glomeraceae
Source: the annotation of a GenBank genome assembly